Molecule: messenger RNA, 880 nt
Organism: Coffea arabica (coffee)
Lineage: Eukaryota; Viridiplantae; Streptophyta; Magnoliopsida; Gentianales; Rubiaceae
Product: glutathione transferase GST 23-like
Biological process (GO): glutathione metabolic process
Cellular component (GO): cytoplasm
Molecular function (GO): glutathione transferase activity
Source: RefSeq, a predicted model, not a curated record
AAAAAUUAAGCCUGGCACUCCAUUCCCCUAGAAGAUCAAAUGGACAACGAAGUGAAGCUUCAUGGAUUUUGGCCAAGCCCCUUUGUUUAUCGGGUGAUAUGGGCACUGAAAUUGAAGGGCAUCGAGUAUGAUUACAUAGAAGAAGACCUGGCUAACAAGAGUGAGUUGCUGUUACGUUACAAUCCAGUUUACGAGAAAGUUCCCGUGCUGGUUCAUGCUGGAAAACCCAUUUCUGAGUCCCUUGUAAUCCUUGAAUAUAUUGAAGAGGUGUGGCCCCAUAACCCACUGCUGCCAAAAGAUCCCUAUGAGAGAUCUGUAGCUCGGUUUUGGAUAAAUUUUGCAACGGACAAGGGACGUAGUUCUGUUAGAUCCCUCUUCUGGGGAGGAGGAGAUGGCAAGAAAGAGGCAGCAGAACAAAUGUUUGACCUUCUGAAAAUUAUUGAAGAGCAAGCUCUUGGGGACAAGAAGUUUUUUGGUGGCAACUCGAUCAAUAUGGUGGACUUGAUAUUUGCCUGGUUUGCCUGUUGGAUUCAACCCAUGGAACAGUUGGUGGGGAUCAAGGUUUUGGAACCAAGUCGUUUACCAAGCUUGCACGCAUGGGUCAAGAAUUUCAAGGAAGAGCCCAUCAUCAAAGAAAAUCUUCCUGACCCUGAGAGAUUGUUGGCGUAUUAUACGAGGCUGACGUCAAAUCUUGUGUCAAAGCCUACUUAGUAUCACAGGAUGGUGGGGAUAUUGAACUUCUUCCAACAUUACUAAAUUUACCAAUAUGUCUAUUGAAAUUUCACUUAGAAAAAUUACUCUGUGGGUUACUUUGUAAGAAUAAAGUGUUUUGCACAUUUCAAGGUCACAGAAUUUAGAAGUUCUUACUCAUUCAAUGGCA